Molecule: messenger RNA, 1071 nt
Organism: Synchiropus splendidus (mandarinfish)
Lineage: Eukaryota; Metazoa; Chordata; Actinopteri; Syngnathiformes; Callionymidae
Product: olfactory receptor 5F1-like
Exons: 2
Coding region: 1-1071 (356 amino acids)
Biological process (GO): G protein-coupled receptor signaling pathway
Cellular component (GO): membrane
Molecular function (GO): olfactory receptor activity; G protein-coupled receptor activity
Source: RefSeq, a predicted model, not a curated record
AUGAGGACCAACAUUUCUGUCAUCACCACGUUCUCUCUUUCAGGUUUCAACGAACUGACAAACCUGCGUGUGAUUGUUUUUGUUCUCACUUUGCUGUGCUACUGUUUCAUUUUGUUCGCCAAUAUUGCUCUGAUUAUGACCAUUGCAUUUGAUAAAACCCUGCACGAGCCCAUGUACAUCUUCCUGUGUGGGUUUUGCCUGAACGCACUCUCCGGAACUAUGGGAUUUUAUCCAAAAUUUCUCUCUGAUCUACUCAGUCCUGUUCAAGUCAUCUCCUAUGCUGGGUGUCUCCUUCAGGCUUGGGUGCUUUACUCUUUCAUCUGCAGUGAUAUUGCUAUUCUCACCAUCAUGGCGUACGACAGAUACCUGGCUAUAUGUCGGCCUCUGGAGUACCACAAUAUUUUGUCGAAGCGGAGACUCUGGGGCUUAAUGUGUUAUUCUUGUGUAACGCCUUUCUGUGUGGUCGGGGUGAACAUCUUGCUCACCUCCAGGCUGCGGCUGUGCAGUUCAGUCAUCACCAAGUUCUUCUGUGUGAACUGGAUCAUUGUUAAACUUGCUUGUUCCCCAUCAGACACCGUCAUCAACAACAUUGUCGCAAACAUCACAAUAAUACUUUAUGUCAGUCAUUGUUUGUUUAUCAUGUGGUCGUACCUGUAUCUUUCCAAAAUGUGCCUCAAUUCGAUUGAAAACAAGGCCAAAUUUCUGAAUACAUGUGUGCCGCAUUUAGUUUCCCUCUUAACCUUCCUUUUCAGUAUUUUGUUUGAUAUCAUGAGUAUGAGAUUGGGUUUGUUUCGGAUACCACAGAAUUUGCUGAACUUUUUUGCCAUCGAAGUCCUUCUCUUCCCUCCGCUCAUAAAUCCUCUGAUCUAUGGUUUUAAACUCACCAAAGUACGAAGACGGAUUAUUAGUCUUGUAACAUUUAAAGCUAAAUCUCGUGACAGUGUGGCGCUAUUUUAUCAGCAUCCUCGUCUCCAUGAGAAGAAGAAGGAGGCCGACAGCAGUGUGGUGCAGUACAUGCGAGCGAAUAAGCGACUCUUGUUAUUCCAUCACCGGACACGACAUCAAGGUUAA